Molecule: messenger RNA, 715 nt
Organism: Halichondria panicea
Lineage: Eukaryota; Metazoa; Porifera; Demospongiae; Suberitida; Halichondriidae
Product: ankyrin repeat domain-containing protein 29-like
Exons: 1
Coding region: 20-715 (231 amino acids)
Molecular function (GO): protein binding
Source: RefSeq, a predicted model, not a curated record
GAAUGUACAUGUAAAUCACAUGUACAUGUACAACCACAGAGGUGUGCAAUUAAAUAUGGCAGAACAAAGUCUUCUGCAUCUUGCUUGUAAGAAUGGUCACUAUCAGACUGUGGAAACUCUCCUGAACCAUGAAUACGAUGUGAACGAAACAGAUGAUGAAGGAUUCACUCCUCUCAUGUUGGCAUGUUUAUAUGGCCACACUGACAUUGCAAUACUGCUGCUGAGUAGAGGAGCACAAGUGAACAUGCAAGCGAAUAAUGGGGGGUCUGCUCUGAUGCUAGCAAGUCAAACUGGACAUAGCGAUGUCGUUAAAAUAUUGAUAGAAAAAGGAGCACAAGUGAACAUGCAAGCGAAUGGUGGGUUCUCUGCUCUGAUGGGAGCAAGUCAAAAUGGACAUAGAGAUGUCGUCAAAGUAUUGAUAGAAAAAGGAGCACAAGUGAACAUGCAAAAGAAUGAUGAAUGGUGUGCUCUGAUGCUAGCAAGUCAAAAUGGACAUAGCGAUGUCGUUAAAAUAUUGAUAGAAAACGGAGCACAAGUGAACAUGCAAAAAAAUAAUGGGGGGUCUGCUCUGAUGCUAGCAAGUCAAACUGGACAUAGCGAUGUCGUUAAAAUAUUGAUAGAAAAAGGAGCACAAGUGAACAUGCAAGAUAAUAAUGUGUGGUCUGCUCUGAUGAUAGCAAGUUAUAAGGGACAUAACGAUGUCGUCAAAGUAUGA